CCCAGUGGUUGCAAUAACGGACUUAGAGGUCUGGACAGUUCAAGUAGGGAACAAGUCUCGGUUCUCCAAGUUCUCGCAGGAUAAAAGUUUGUUAGGAAGGAUUUCACAUGGUUUCUCUUUAUCAGAAAGUUAUUAGGGACUUUUAAUCACAGAAUUGGCCUCGGGUGCCCACGCUCUAGUAUUGAAAUGGCGCUUUUGGGACAAAUAAGCAACAUCCGUGGGAGUGGAAAGCGAUAGACCUGAUUCCGGAAGCGUUACAGCUAGGCGCCAAGUUCACAGGCGCGAAGUUCAAAUUUGCCUUGUGACCGCUGUGAUAGGUGGGUACAGGGGAGCGCGGGCGAGCACACGUGAAUUCCUACCGCCCCCUAGGUCUGGGCGCUAUAAAGGGGCCUGCGCCUGGCGUUGUUCGUCGCAGUUGCUCGGAAUCUUUGCACGCACUCCACAGGCAGUUGGAGGUGAGCUGCUGCCGGCCACGCUAGAGGCUGCAACACCAGACAUGGAUGGGCACAAAGAAGAACCGCCCCGCUUGCAAGAGCCGGAGGAGGACGAGGAUUGUUACAUCCUUAAUGUUCAGUCAAGCAGUGGUGACACCAAUGGGUCUUCUGUGGCCAGAGGAGCUCUGAGGAGACAGACGAGUUGCAUCCUUAAUGUCCGGUCACGGAGUGGUGGCACCAGUGGGUCUUCUGUGGCCAGAAGAGCUCCGAAGAGACAGGCGAGCUCCGUGGUAGUGAUUGACUCUGAUUCUGAUGAGGAAUGUCACACCCAUGAGGAGAAGAAAGCUAAGUUAUUGGAAAUAAACAGCGACGAUGAGAGUCUGGAGUGUUGUCAUGUGAAGCCUGCCAUCCAGGAACCUCCAAUAGUUAUUAGUGAUGAUGACAAUGACGACGACAACGGUAAUGAUUUGGAAGUUCCCGAUGACAACCGUGAUGAUUCAGAAGCUCCCGACGACAACAGUGAUGAUUCGGAAGCUCCCGGCGACAACGGCGAUGAUUCGGAAGCUCCCGACGACAACGGCGAUGAUUCGGAAGCUCCCGACGACAACGGCGAUGAUUCGGAAGCUCCCGACGACAGCAGUGAUGAUUCAGAUGUUCCUGACGACAACAGUGAUGAUUCGGAUGUUUCCGAAGACAACAGUGAUGAUUCGGAUGUUUCCGAAGACAACAGUGAUGAUUCGGAUGUUCCCGACGACAAGAGUGAUGAUUCGGAUGUUCCCGACGACAACAGUGAUGAUUCGGAAGCUCCCGACGACAACAGUGAUGAUUCGGAAGCUCCCGACGACAACAGUGAUGAUUCGGAUGUUCCCGACGACAACAGUGAUGAUUUGGAAGUUCCUGUGCCGGCAGAAGAUUUGUGUAAUGAAGGCCAAAUUGCCUCAGAUGAAGAAGAGCUGGAUGAGGCUGCUGCUGCUGCCUCCCAGCACGAUUCAUCUGAUGAUGCUGGUGAGCAGGAUCUUGGUGAGAAUCUCAGCGAACCACCAAGUGAUCCUGAGGCUAACCUUGAAGUUUCAGAGAGAAAGCUGCCAACUGAGGAAGAGCCUGCACCUGUGGUGGAACAAUCAGGGAAAAGGAAGUCAAAAACCAAAACUAUUGUGGAGCCGCUAAAACAACAGAAGGCAAAAACCAAAACUAUUGUGGAGCCACUGAGGAAAAGGCAGACAAAGACCGAAAAUAUAGUGGAGCCACUGAGGAAGAGGAAGGCAAAAACCAGAAAUGUAUCUGUGACACUUGGACAUAAGAAGCGUGGGCCUUCAAAGAAGAAACCUGGUGCGGCAAAAGUUGAAAAACGCAAGACUAGGACUCCUAAGUGCAAAGUCCCUGGAUGUUUCUUGCAAGACCUUGAAAAGUCAAAGAAAUACUCUGGAAAAAAUUUACAGCGAAAUAAGGAUGAAUUGGUUCAGAGAAUCUACGACCUGUUUAACAGAUCCGUCUGUGAUAAAAAGCUGCCAGAGAAACUACCCAUAGGCUGGAAUAACAAGAUGGUGAAAACUGCUGGCUUAUGCAGCACUGGUGAGAUGUGGUACCCAAAGAGGCAGCGCUUUGCCAAGAUCCAGAUUAGCUUGAAAGUCUGCGACUCUGCAGACCGAAUCCGGGAUACCUUGAUCCAUGAAAUGUGCCAUGCUGCCUCCUGGCUGAUUGAUGGUAUCCAUGAUUCUCAUGGUGACACAUGGAAGUAUUAUGCCAGGAAAUCCAACAGGAUACACCCGGAGCUGCCCAGGGUCACCCGUUGCCAUAACUAUAAGAUUAACUACAAGGUCCAUUAUGAAUGUACUGGGUGCAAAACGAGGAUUGGCCGCUACACCAAAUCGUUGGACACCAGCCGCUUCACCUGUGCCAAAUGCAAGGGGUCUCUGGUCAUGGUGCCAUCAACUCAGAAAGAUGGGACCCGUCUUGUGCCCCACGUGUGACCAUUUGCUGUGUAUGUGCAGAAGUAUUAUAGAAAAGUUAUGCAGGAGAUGGCUAGGAUUAGCCUUGGGGAUGUGAUAAAAACACUUGGCAGGAAUUACAAGGCAAUGAAGAAUUCUUAAGGUUAUCUGAGAGUAUAUUCAUGUGAGCUAUAUCCUUUACUGGUAAGAAGUUUUAGAAAAGUUUGUUUAGUGAAGUUAGGAAUAUUAGAAUUUAGGUACUGUUAAGUAAUAAUAUUAGAAUUUAAGAUUCAUGUUAUUAACGAUGAUUGACCUUAACCAGGGACUCUAUUGCUAACCAUUCUGUGCCCUUAACAGGGUAUUUCUGAAGCCCUUGGGAUCUACCUUGGGUCUUACUUGAGUUCCAUAUUUUUCACAUGUAGGACAAAAUGCAAAAGAAAAGUGAGUUUUCAAGAGUGGCAGGUUGAGAGAGAGGAGAAUGCUAGAAAGAGGACAAGUUUGAGAGGCAACACUUAAACACCAGGGCUACUGUGACAUCUAUGUAGACAGGAAAGUCAAACGUGUUUCAUAAAAUUCGUUGCUGAUGGUAUUGAUUGAAACUAUCUGAGCCAUGUAAUCAAAAAAUAAAAGUUUUCUGCAUCUCG
Messenger RNA from Pongo pygmaeus (Bornean orangutan), 3006 nucleotides. RefSeq names its product germ cell nuclear acidic peptidase (gene GCNA). The coding region runs from base 497 to 2404 and encodes 635 amino acids. The record is from RefSeq and is a predicted model, not a curated record. Gene Ontology annotation, cellular component: nucleus. The transcript is spliced from 13 exons. NCBI's taxonomy places the organism in Eukaryota, Metazoa, Chordata, Mammalia, Primates, Hominidae.